UUCCGCCGGCCCGACUAGGGCUGCAAAGGACAACGUGCGCGCCGCUUCCAAUGUUGACCGUGUUCUCGCGGGGGAUGGUUCGGGCGAAUUUGGUUGCCGCUCGGCGACACAGAAAGGAGCGGUAUUCUUCGGCGAGGAGCCAGAAAGAACCAACAUCAGAAAGAAAGCUUCAGAAGCAAAUAUGUCAGGUUGUUCUCAAUCACUUCGAGAAACAAUACUCUGAAGAGUUGGGAGGAGCAUGGAAUUCAGUCAGGGAAGUUCUUACAACACCGCAGUACUGGCAAUAUGCAGUCCUCCUUAAUAAAUUCAGAUGCUCUUCUGAAAUAGAGUCUUAUUUGUGUUUAAAGAACUAUCGCCUCCUUUUCACAAGACCUUCAUCCUGUUUUCCACAAUCAUUGAAAUGUUACAUCAGUGAUGCCCCCGGAAAAUUCCCUGCUCAGAAACACAGAGAUGGACAAUUAAAGCAGUAUUACUUGCUAAAUGCUGCCUCUCUGCUGGCAGUACUGGCUCUGGAAGUAAAAGAUGGAGAAAAAGUGUUGGAUAUGUGUGCUGCUCCAGGGGGUAAAUCAGUAGCCACACUGCAGUAUGCUUGCCCAGGACUUUUACAGUCAAAUGAAUAUGAUAACUUGAGAUUCCAUUGGUUGAAGCAGACACUAGAAUCCUUCAUUCCAGAAUCUUUGAUGAGCCUAAUUACUGUUUCUACGAACGAUGGAAGAGAAAUAGGAAAUCUUCAGCCUGAAAAGUUUGAUAAGAUCCUAGUGGAUGCUCCUUGCUCAAAUGAUAGAAGUUGGUUAUUCUCUUCUGAUACCCAGCAGGCUACUCUGCGUUUAGCACAAAGGAAGCUAUUAUCUGCUGUACAGAUACAAUUGCUCAGAUCUGCAAUUAAAGCAUUGCGUCCUGGAGGAUAUCUGGUUUAUUCUACGUGUACUCUUUCUAAGUCAGAGAAUAAUGAUGUCAUAAAUCACAUCCUUGAUUCCUGCAGCAAUGUUUUGCCAGUGGAUUUGCACACCCUGGUGACUUCACUAUCCAAAGAAUUCAGUUUGGCUGCCAAUGUCCAACAGCAUGAACUUUUGGUACUUCCAGAAAGAGGGAAAGCAUGGGGACCAAUGUAUAUAUCUAAAUUAAAGAAAGUAUGAUUCAUGAAA
This is a messenger RNA of Pantherophis guttatus, 1145 nucleotides long. It is a transcript of the gene NSUN3, whose product is annotated as NOP2/Sun RNA methyltransferase 3. Lineage: Eukaryota; Metazoa; Chordata; Lepidosauria; Squamata; Colubridae. The record is from RefSeq and is a predicted model, not a curated record. Gene Ontology annotation, biological process: rRNA methylation. Gene Ontology annotation, cellular component: mitochondrial large ribosomal subunit. Gene Ontology annotation, molecular function: RNA methyltransferase activity.